Molecule: messenger RNA, 1575 nt
Organism: Trichechus manatus latirostris (Florida manatee)
Lineage: Eukaryota; Metazoa; Chordata; Mammalia; Sirenia; Trichechidae
Gene: APIP
Product: APAF1 interacting protein
Exons: 10
Coding region: 485-1327 (280 amino acids)
Cellular component (GO): cytoplasm
Molecular function (GO): methylthioribulose 1-phosphate dehydratase activity; metal ion binding
Source: RefSeq, a predicted model, not a curated record
AUCCGAGGCGGCGGGACCCUCUUGUCCAAACUAUGUCUGGCUGUCAUGGUCCGGAAGGUGACUGUUGCUCGCAGCGAUGCCUCGCUCAGUAACCCGAGCUGUGCCUACCAAAAAUGUGAGAAACGCUCGGCGAUUGAGAACACUCGCUUAUAGUCAGAAAUCUGAAAGAGAUGGUUAAACUGCAUUGAGUUCUGAACAGAGCGUCAUGUGAACUAAGACAUUUGUCAGAAGAUAACUUGAUGGCAUCACUGUGAAGUGAGAUUUGUCUUCAAAAGGUGCUGGAUAAAUGUACAAGAACGUUGUAAAGUGGGACUUCGAAUGGAAGAAAUCGGCAAACCUUGUGAAUGUAAAAUUGAAGUUAUUCCGGUUUUUCUAAUAUACUGACGAUACAUGUAUGGUACAAACCAGAGGAAAUCCAUGUUGAGAAUUUUUCAAGUAUGAAAAGAUUGAAAAUAAAAGCACAUGUAAAAUAUGCAACAUAGAUAUGGUUGGAGACCAUGCAACGGAUUUAGAGAGGCACCUAACGUGUCACAAUGUGGAUGAAUACAGUGCAGUGCAAAGCAAAAAGACAAAGAAAUUUGAAGAAAGUGUCAAAAGUGUUCUGAAUAAGCAACAAAAGACAUUAGACAAGUUUUCCAUUCCUGAAUACCUUAAGGACAAGGAACAUCCAAGAUACUUGAUCCCAGAGCUUUGCAAACAGUUUUACCAUCUCGGCUGGGUCACUGGGACUGGAGGAGGAAUUAGCUUGAAACACGGCAAUGAAAUCUACAUUGCUCCUUCAGGAGUACAAAAGGAACGAAUUCAGCCUGAAGACAUGUUUGUUUGUGACAUAAAUGAACAGGACAUAAGUGGACCUCCACCAUAUAAGAAGCUAAAAAAAAGCCAGUGCACUCCUCUUUUCAUGAACGCUUACACAAUGAGAGGAGCUGGCGCAGUGAUUCACACUCACUCUAAAGCUGCUGUCAUGGCCACCCUUCUCUUUCCAGGACAGGAGUUUAAAAUUACACAUCAGGAAAUGAUAAAAGGAAUAAGGAAAUGCACCUCAGGAGGGUAUUAUAGAUAUGAUGAUAUGUUAGUAGUGCCCAUUAUCGAGAAUACGCCUGAGGAGAAAGACCUCAAAGAACGAAUGGCUCAUGCAAUGAAUGAAUACCCGGACUCCUGUGCAGUGCUAGUCAGACGUCAUGGAGUAUAUGUAUGGGGAGAAACAUGGCAGAAGGCCAAAACCAUGUGUGAAUGCUAUGACUAUUUGUUUGAUAUUGCUUUAUCAAUGAAAAAAGUAGGACUGGAUCCUACACAGCUUCCAGUUGGAGAAAAUGGAAUUGCGUAAACCAAUACGAAGUUUAAUUAUAUACAGAGAUAAGGCGAAACUUAUUACUGAAAUGAAACUCGACUGUUUUUUAAAACGAAUUGAAAAUUUCCUUGAAGCAUACUAUGCUAUUAAUUUGUCACUAAGUACCACAGGGAGACCCUGGUGGCAUAGUGGUUGAGUGCUACGGCUGCUAACCAAAGGUCGGUAGUUUGAAUCCACCAGGCGCUCCUCAGAAACUCUAUGGGGCAGUUCUACUCUGCCCUAUA